Hirundo rustica (Barn swallow) is the source of this 3839-nucleotide messenger RNA. RefSeq names its product potassium sodium-activated channel subfamily T member 1 (gene KCNT1). NCBI's taxonomy places the organism in Eukaryota, Metazoa, Chordata, Aves, Passeriformes, Hirundinidae. Gene Ontology annotation, biological process: potassium ion transport. Gene Ontology annotation, molecular function: intracellular sodium-activated potassium channel activity. The transcript is spliced from 32 exons. Gene Ontology annotation, cellular component: membrane. Bases 1 to 3789 code for a protein of 1262 amino acids. The record is from RefSeq and is a predicted model, not a curated record.
AUGCCGUUCUCGGGCGAGGAGCGGAGCCUGCAGGGGAUCUACAAACCGGCGGGGCCGGCGGAGGGGCGGCCGGCGUGCUCCGAGUGCUACACCAACCGCUCCUUCGUCUACGACGAUGGCAGCGCGCACAGGCUCUCGUCGCCCGGCGGCUGCGGCGGCGGGGACGGCGGCGGGAGCCGCAAGAGCGGGGUCAUUCUGGACAUCGCCUCCCUGAAGAUGACGGAGCUGGAGUCCGAGGUGCUGCCCCUGCCGCCCCGGUACCGUUUCCGCGAUCUGCUGCUGGGGGACCAGUCCUUCCAGAGCGACGACAGGGUGCAGGUCGAGUUCUACGUGAACGAAAACACCUUCAAGGAGCGGCUGAAGCUCUUCUUCAUCAAGAACCAGCGAUCGAGCCUGAGGAUCCGGCUCUUCAACUUCUCCCUGAAGCUGCUCACGUGCCUGCUGUACAUCGUGCGUGUCCUGCUGGACAACCCCGAGGAGGGCAUCGGCUGCUGGGAAUGCGAAAAGCAGAAUUACACGGCGUUCAACCAGUCCACGAACAUCAACUGGUCCCACAUCUUUUGGGUGGACAGGAAAACCCCUCUGUGGGCCGUGCAGGUCAGCAUCGCCCUCAUCAGCUUCCUGGAGACCAUGCUGCUCAUCUAUCUCAGCUACAAGGGGAACAUCUGGGAACAGAUUUUUCGCAUUUCCUUCGUCCUGGAGAUGAUCAACACAGUGCCAUUCAUCAUCACGAUAUUCUGGCCCCCUUUGCGGAAUUUGUUCAUCCCCGUGUUCCUGAACUGCUGGCUGGCCAAGUACGCCCUGGAGAACAUGAUUAACGAUCUGCACCGAGCCAUCCAAAGGACGCAGUCAGCGAUGUUUAACCAGGUGCUCAUCCUCAUCUGCACCCUCCUGUGUCUCGUUUUCACGGGGACCUGCGGCAUCCAGCAUUUAGAAAGAGCAGGUGAGAAGCUCUCCCUCUUCAAGUCCUUCUAUUUCUGCAUCGUCACCUUUUCCACCGUGGGCUACGGAGAUGUGACGCCAAAGAUUUGGCCUUCCCAGCUCCUGGUGGUGAUCAUGAUCUGCGUGGCCCUGGUGGUGCUGCCGCUCCAGUUCGAGGAGCUCGUCUACCUGUGGAUGGAGCGGCAGAAGUCGGGAGGGAAUUACAGCCGGCACCGCGCCCAGACGGAGAAACACGUGGUGCUCUGCGUCAGCUCGCUCAAGAUCGAUCUCCUCAUGGACUUCCUCAACGAGUUCUACGCCCACCCACGCCUGCAGGAUUACUACGUGGUGAUCCUUUGCCCGACGGAGAUGGACAUCCAGGUGCGGCGCGUGCUGCAGAUCCCGCUGUGGUCGCAGAGGGUGAUUUACCUGCAGGGCUCCGCGCUCAAGGACCAGGACCUCAUGAGGGCCAAGAUGGACAACGGAGAAGCUUGCUUCAUUCUCAGCAGCCGGAACGAGGUGGACAGAACAGCGGCGGACCACCAGACCAUCCUGAGGGCCUGGGCUGUCAAAGACUUUGCUCCAAACUGUCCUCUCUACGUUCAGAUCUUAAAGCCAGAAAAUAAAUUUCACGUCAAGUUUGCUGAUCACGUGGUGUGUGAAGAGGAGUGCAAAUACGCCAUGCUGGCACUGAACUGCGUCUGCCCUGCCACCUCCACCCUCAUCACUCUGCUGGUGCACACCUCCCGUGGCCAGGAGGGCCAGGAGUCCCCGGAGCAGUGGCAGAGGAUGUACGGGCGCUGCUCGGGCAAUGAGGUCUAUCACAUCCGCAUGGGGGACAGCAAAUUCUUCAUGGAGUACGAGGGGAAGAGCUUCACCUACGCCGCCUUCCACGCGCACAAGAAGUACGGCGUGUGCCUGAUCGGCAUCCGCAGGGAGGAGAACAAGAGCAUCCUGCUGAACCCCGGCCCGCGGCACAUCAUGGCAGCGUCGGACACCUGCUUCUACAUCAACAUCACCAAGGAGGAGAACUCCGCCUUCAUCUUCAAGCAGGAGGAGAAGCAGAAGAAGAAGGGCUUUGCGGGCAGGGGCAGCUACGACGGCCCCUCCCGCCUGCCCGUGCACAGCAUCAUCGCCAGCAUGGGUACAGUGGCCAUGGACCUGCAGAACACCGAGUGCCGCCCCGCCAACAGCAGCAAACUGGCGCUGCCCGCCGAGAACGGCUCGGGGACGCGCCGGCCCAGCAUCGCCCCCGUCCUGGAGCUGGCUGACACCUCGUCCCUGCUGCCCUGCGACCUCCUCAGCGACCAGUCCGAGGAUGAGAUGACGCAGUCGGACGAGGAGGGCUCGGCGGUUGUGGAGUACGUGAAGGGCUACCCCCCAAACUCGCCCUACAUCGGGAGCUCGCCGACCCUGUGCCACCUUCUGCCCGAAAAAGCCCCGUUCUGCUGCCUGAGGCUGGACAAGGGCUGCAAACACAACAGCUUCGAGGACGCCAAAGCCUACGGGUUCAAGAACAAGCUGAUCAUCGUUUCCGCAGAGACGGCCGGGAACGGGCUCUACAACUUCAUCGUCCCGCUGCGGGCGUACUACCGCUCCCGCAAGGAGCUCAACCCCAUCGUGCUGCUGCUGGACAACAAGCCUGAGCACCACUUUCUGGAGGCCAUCUGCUGUUUCCCCAUGGUUUACUACAUGGAGGGCACCAUCGACAACCUGGACAGUUUGCUGCAGUGUGGCAUCAUCUACGCUGACAACCUGGUGGUGGUGGACAAGGAGAGCACCAUGAGUGCCGAGGAGGACUACAUGGCAGACGCCAAGACCAUUGUCAACGUCCAGACCAUGUUCAGGCUCUUCCCCAGCCUCAGCAUAAUCACGGAGCUGACCCACCCCUCCAACAUGAGGUUCAUGCAGUUCAGAGCAAAGGACAGUUACUCCCUGGCCCUUUCCAAGCUGGAGAAGAGAGAGCGAGAGAACGGCUCCAACCUGGCCUUCAUGUUCCGGCUGCCCUUCGCGGCCGGGAGGGUGUUCAGCAUCAGCAUGCUGGACACGCUGCUCUACCAGUCGUUCGUGAAGGAUUACAUGAUCACCAUCACGCGGCUGCUGCUGGGCCUCGACACCACGCCGGGCUCCGGGUACCUCUGUGCGAUGAAGAUCACCGAGGAUGACCUGUGGAUCCGGACGUACGGCCGCCUCUUCCAGAAGCUCUGCUCCUCCAGCGCCGAGAUUCCCAUCGGGAUUUACAGGACGGAGUCGCACAUGUUCGCAACCUCCGAGCCCCACGACAUCAGAGCGCAGUCACAGAUCUCAAUCAAUGUUGAGGACUGCGAGGACACCAAGGACGUCAAGGAGCACUGGGGCAUCAAGACGAGCCACCACCGGAACUCGUGUUCCAGCGACCAGUCGGAGCACCCGCUGCUGCGGCGCAAGAGCAUGCAGUGGGCACGGCGGCUCAGCAGGAAGGGCAACAAGCACUCCAGCAAGACGGCCGAGUGGAUCAGCCAGCAGCGCCUCAGCCUGUACCGGCGCUCCGAGCGGCAGGAGCUGUCCGAGCUCGUCAAAAACCGUAUGAAGCACCUGGGCUUGCCCACCACCGGGUACGAGGAUGUAGCAAAUUUAACAGCCAGUGAUGUGAUGAAUCGGGUAAACCUGGGAUAUUUGCAAGAUGAGAUGAACGACCACCAGAACACCCUGUCCUACGUCCUGAUCAACCCUCCCCCGGACACGCGGCUGGAGCUCAACGACAUCGUGUACCUGAUCCGCUCCGACCCGCUGGCGCACGUGGCCAACGACGGCCACAGCCGCAAGAGCAGCUGCAGCAACAAGCUGGGCUCGGGCAACCCCGAAACGCGGGACGAGACCCAGCUGUGAGCGUCCCCCGAGCGCCGCUCCCCGCGCCGGCCACGGGGCUCCGGGACAGC